AUGUCGUACAGCAAUCUUUUUGUGGCUAAACUGCCACGCAACCUGAAUGAUGCCGAUCUAGAGCAGAUCUUCGCCGAGUAUUUCCCAAUCAGUGCCAAGGUGAUGUUGGAUGCCGCCACUGGAAAGAGUAAAGGCUUUGGCUUUGUACUCUUCAACACCGAAGAGGAAGGACGUAAGGCGUAUGAAGGAAUGAACCGCAAGAGCACGCGGGCCUGUAAUCACAACUUCACACUUGUGAUUUACCCCUCACAGCACUCUGGCAAAGCCGCUGCGAGUGCCUCCAACGCGCUCUACAUUCGCAACAUCCCCGUGAGUGUUCCGCAGCAUCAGGUGGAGCAGUUCCUCGCGUCCUUCGGCACGCUCUUGUACUGUGCGAUGCGUGAGGACCACUACGGCAGCCCCGUGUGGGUCGUCUACGCGGAGUACGACUGCCUCGACUGCUCCGCCAACGCCCUGCGGAAGCUGCACGGCAACAGUCAACACUUCGGCAACCCGCCGGUGAUGGUGAAGUACGCCGACAGCGAGGAGGCCAAACGCGAGCGGCGGCGGCGGCGCGAGGAGGGAAAGUCGGCGCCCGCCCCCGCCCCCCGCAGUGCGUGUGUGUUCCCGCCGCCCCGCCGCCCGCAGGACGCCUGCCACGCCGCCCUCGGCAGCAGCGGCAGCAGCAACAGCGCCGCCGGCUGCUCGCGCGAGUCCACGAACUGCUCGAUUGGGCCAACGCCGAAUAGUGAUGCCGCCUCCUCCGUCUCGUCGGCGUAUAAAGUGCUGGACGCCGUCUUCACCGCCUCACCACCGCCGCCGCCGCCACCGCAGAUGCUCUUCGCCGCCGCACCACCGCAACUGCCGCCAAUGUAUCCAAUGGAGUUUUCUUAUCACCCGCAGCCACUGGCACCGCCCGUGAUACAUCCAGGCCAUCUCAGUGGGUGCUCCACUGAAAGUAUGCCACCAGUCGUAAUUGUUCUGGAAAAUGGACAGCAGUUGUUACUUGCCCCAAAUGCCGUAAAUGUGCGCCCCUCAGACUUUGCGGCUUCCGCAGGAAACACCUUGUUCUGGCCUUCUAUGGAUGGGAUGUAUCCACCGAUGUCACCAUCACAGCUACCACCGUCUUAUGCCGCUGUACCUUUCCCGUAG
This is a messenger RNA of Trypanosoma theileri, 1131 nucleotides long. RefSeq names its product RNA-binding protein. The transcript has a single exon. Lineage: Eukaryota; Euglenozoa; Kinetoplastea; Trypanosomatida; Trypanosomatidae. The record is from RefSeq and is a predicted model, not a curated record. Gene Ontology annotation, molecular function: poly(U) RNA binding; poly(A) binding; mRNA 3'-UTR binding. Gene Ontology annotation, cellular component: cytosol; nucleus; ribonucleoprotein complex. The coding region runs from base 1 to 1131 and encodes 376 amino acids.